Molecule: messenger RNA, 846 nt
Organism: Prunus armeniaca (apricot)
Lineage: Eukaryota; Viridiplantae; Streptophyta; Magnoliopsida; Rosales; Rosaceae
Source: the annotation of a GenBank genome assembly
AUGACGAAAAUGUUGUUUCGUCACGCAAAAUCCUUCGUCUACAUCUCUGGAUUCUGCCAUUGCAGAGGCAGAAUGCAAAAAAAAAAUUGGAACCUCUCUCUAUCUGUGUUGCUGCCUCUGCUGGGAAUUCAAUCUGCUCAUUGGAUAUUUGUAAUUAGCGAUUGUGGAGAGCGAUUGAGAAGGAAUUAUGAGCAGAAGGUGGAUACAGAACCCGAAUACUUGGAUGAAUUGAUGAUUUUAUUGAGUUUGCAUGUAGACACAACCCGAGUGCAACUAGAAUCCGUUGUCCUUGUAGGAGUAAGGAAUGGAAUGAUUGAGACAUAUAACAUUUGGAACCUUCACGGGGAACAAUUAGACAAUGCUUCGUCUUCAAAUGCCACAAGAGUAGACAACGUUGAACCUAUUGUGGAUCCUAAUGAACAAGUCAUGGAUAUUAUAAAUUAUGCUUUUCCAUUUGCAUCGACCAACAUCAAUCAGGAAGGGGAAGAUGACGUGCCUACCCCAAUGGACAGUGCAAAGUUCGAACAAUAUGAACAACUGUUAAAAAAUGCAAACCAAGAGUUAUACCCGGGAUGCGAGAGCUUUUCUGUUCUCACGGCCAUUGUGGAGCUAAUGCACGGAAAAAUAAAGUAUCGUAUGUCGAACCUGUGUUUCGAUUACUUUUUGGGGGUUUUCAAGAGAAUGCUUCCGACGGACAAUUAUUUGCCGAAAGACCAUAGACAUGCGCAAAAGGUGUUAAAUGGUCUUGGAUUGGGUUAUGAAAAAAUUCAAGCUUGUAAAAACAAUUGCAUGUUAUUCUACAAAGAGUAUGAAACAUUGGAUACAUACCCUAUAUGCAAAGAGUAG